This is a messenger RNA of Xenopus laevis (African clawed frog), 1657 nucleotides long. RefSeq names its product ribonuclease P and MRP subunit p25 L homeolog (gene rpp25.L). Gene Ontology annotation, biological process: tRNA 5'-leader removal. Gene Ontology annotation, cellular component: ribonuclease MRP complex; nucleus. NCBI's taxonomy places the organism in Eukaryota, Metazoa, Chordata, Amphibia, Anura, Pipidae. The transcript is spliced from 2 exons. Gene Ontology annotation, molecular function: nucleic acid binding; RNA binding. The record is from RefSeq and is a predicted model, not a curated record. Bases 722 to 1246 code for a protein of 174 amino acids.
UCCACAGUCUUCUCUAGCAGCAAAGUGUUAGUAUUGAAGUAAUAAUGCCGAUGCUGCUAUCUCUGUCUCACUCCCCUUGUGCAUCGAGUAAGCGAGAUAGAGAGGGAGGGAGGAGGGUCUCUUAUUAAGUGCAGCAGAGACAGUGGCUUGUCUCACAGUGCGGGGAGCACAGGCACAUAAGUGAGCUCUUGCACUUCAGCUCUGAUGAUCCUCCAUCUCCCUACAGUAUAAAGACAAAGAGUUAAGUAGAUAUUAGCAAAUCAACUGAUCUACCUAGAAAACAAAUGGAAAACUAUAUAAAGAGGAGUGGAAUAUCCGAACAAGGAUUACAACAUAGCUAAUUUGGAAAGAGGGAACUGCAAGGCUUUUGCUUAGAAAGAAAAGUGGAAUCACAUUAGCCUAAAGGGAAAUUCUACUGAUGUCUUAAAGGAUAAGACUUAGAAGAACAUCAUUAGUAUGUACUAUUUGUCAAUUGCCACCACCUACCCAAUAUCCAGGAAAUGUGGACAUUAUUGGACCUUUGUGUCACCUUGAAACUUUUCAGAUUUCUGUAAAUGAAAUAAAAACAUCUGCUAUUAAGAAACGAUAAAAACAAAAAAGGCAUUUGGGUGAGCAAGACACCCAUCAGUGAAACAUCAAGAGGCAUUUGUGCACCAAGCCAAGGGGUUAUAUCAUGUAGGGCAGAGGAAAUUAAAAAAAAACUUCUCUCUCUAAAUUCAGGAUGGAGAAAUUCCGCCGGGUCCGGACAGUUGAUGAAGAUGAUGGACAGCCUUUGCCUUUCAAGAGCCUUUACCCAGAUGUAGUGAAAAUGAGAGUGAAAGAAGGCAGCAAAAUCCGUAACCUCAUUGGCUAUGCAGCGACCCAUAUGUUGUCAGAGGGAACUGGGCAGAUUGUUUUCAGUGCUUAUGGUAGAGGAGUAACCAAAGCUGUCACCUGUGUAGAAAUACUAAAACGAAAAAUAGGUGGUCUUCACCAGGUCACCAAAGUUGAAUAUAAGACACUGCAGGAGGUAUGGGAGCAGAAGGGACCAAAUGUUCCACAUCCAGCUCCAUGUCUCACUGUUCAAAAAAAUUACCCAUCAAUAAAUAUCCUCCUUUCCAAGGAACCCCUUGACCCGCAAGAGGAGGGAUACCAACCCCCACAGUCAAUGGCCCCUACAGAGACUGGAAAGAGGUUUUCUGAAUCUCAUAUUGAACACUGUACCUCAAAGAAGAGAAAAAGAGAAGAGAAAGACACAAGAGUCUGAGGGAUGACACUAAAGUUUUAAAUAUGGCAAGUUAUACCUCAGGAAAAACAUCUGUUACCUACUAAUGUACUUUUGCAUAGGACAAAGAACAUUCCCAAUAUGUCCUUUUUAAGAAACUCAGUUGCCAUCAUCUUCAUUUAGAUAAUAUCGCAGCACUGGAAAGGGAUCUUUAGCUUUUCCUUUUUUACACUGGUGAUUGAGCAAUCUGAUUGGAAAAUGUAAAUAAAAAUUAAAAAACAAAAUCUACUUUGGCAUGUCCAAUGCCAGAAACCCUUCACCUUCCCUGCUAGAUCUGAUCACUGAGAACUAAAUCUUGUGGCCAGUGUGAGGCCAACUUUAGUGCCGUGUACAAUAAAGUAAUAGAUGGGGCAAUGCUCACAAAAAAAGAAGUAACAAUGUACUAAUUUUUAC